AUGGUUCUCUUCAAACGAAAACCGGUGCAGUUUUUGCCAACUCCGGAGAUUGCAGAUGACGACCAAGAGGUUUGGGUGAUCGAUGCCACUGGCGAAAUAUUUACUGAAUAUGAAGACUACUUGGCUCGUUUCGUCUUAGAGGUCUAUCUUACUAACAUGACGAAGAAACGUUUCAUCUGCGAAAUCACUGGCCACUCGGGACUCGAUUUUUUCUCAGCUCUAGAGAGUGAACUCGCUGGUUCGAAGGAUGUUGAAGAGUCUUUCCCUGAUGCGCUGAAAGGUCCCAUCUUGAAGAAAGUUCAGUUCCAGACAAUACCAAGAAUAGAUAACUUGGUUGAUCUCGUAUACGAUGCUUUCAAGGGGGAUUUUUACCCAGGAGAACAUGUCAUCGCGACUCUUCACAAUAAUGACAAAACAGAAGGCCAAAUCCGGGAGAAGAGCUCUUUUCCAGAACAGACAAAUGCGCAAGGAGAAAUUUCAAAACCGGCGACUGCUGUUUACACAGUCAGCCUCAUUAACCGAGGAACAGAGAUCUCCUUAGGCCCCGAUGAUCUGACUCGAGAUCGAAGGAUAUUCACAAAAGCAAUGUUACGAGCCUUUAUCAAGAACACAGUCCAUCGAGACGCAUGGAAUGGAGCUCCCUGGCUUGUCAAGGAGUCGUAUGCUCGAAGAUAUUGCAUUAGCCAAAUGAUACCAAGACAUCUACAGAGAGGGUCGACUGUUGCUGAGAGAAAGGCAAUGCUAGCUGUUCGAAAAGCGCAGGCUGAGAAAGGGUUUUCUUUGACAAUUGCCGGAACCGGACCUGGACUAUCUCCCGACCCUACUCCUCCAAAACCGACCACGAAAGGAAAAGGCAAGCAGAAGGAUGUCGAUGGGAAACCGCCAGUUUUGAACCUUUCUAGCAGCGGAGCACCGAAAAUCCAGGCUGCCCCGGAACCUCCAAAGCCGCCCCCAAAGCCUCUCAUCAAAUAUCCAAUCGAAGACCUUACGAUCAUGCCAUCUUUAACCCCUAAAAAGCGACCAACGCUGAAGCGUCUUCAUGAGGUCAUUCCAGGGAAAAAGCUGUCCGAAGAAAGUGUUCCUUUGCUCCUCGAAACCUGGCAGUUCCUGAACGUGUAUUGUGAACCGCUACUCCUCGACUCCUUCACAUUUGACGACUUCAUUGAGGCUCUUUUCUACAACGAUGAUCACCAGGACUGUUUAUUGUUGUUGGAAAUUCAUUGCUCGUUGUUGAAAGCACUAGUGGAUGAAGGAGAGGAAGGAAAAGUCAACAUCGCAAGCAUCCUUGAUUUAGACACUGAUGGUGAAGAAGAUGAGGAAGAGGAGGAGGAGGAAGAUAGAAUGCAGACGAGACGCUCGAGUGCCCGUUUCAAAGAGCUAUCAAAAGCUGCGAUCAACGGUCACGGGGACAACCAAAACCCGGUCUGGUUGGAACUAUUACGGAAGCGGGAUUUCCAACAUGGUGGAUGGGAGACGAUUAUUGUUGGUCUCUUUAGUCAGAUAUCUAACAACAAGAAGCAGUUCAAACCAUUGGCAACGGAUAUCUUACGAUACUUUUCACCGCUUGGUGAAGAGCCAUUGCUCAUAACAGCCAGGGCACAAUACCGGGAUUUGGAUAUAAAUAUCAAAAUAAAAAUCAUCCAAUUACUUCAGAAACUGAUCUUCGAAACGCCAAUUGUUCGAGAGUACAUGGACGAGUGCGGCGAAGCUAUGACGAAGCUUAGGAAAGACAAAAUCGAGCACCAGAAAACCCGCAAAGUCUUCAUCGAGGAGUUGAAGUCAUUGGAGGAUGAGAAAAGACAACUGUUACCAGAAAAUGAGCCUUCUUCGCCAAUUAAGGAAGAAGGAGAUGAUACGAAAAUGAGCAAUGGCUACGACACACCAGAGGUAGAAAAUGAUGACGAUUCUGACUCGAGCCGCCCUGUUAUUCGACGACCAUCAAACCGGGCAGCCGAGCGAAAGAGAAAACGUGAACAGGAAAAGGAAAAGGAAGAAGCGAACGCGAAGAUUCACGAGUCUCAACAGAAGUACAAGAGGGCUUGCCUCAAUGUUGAGAAAACAAAAGCCAAGAUUCGACAAGAAGAAGCAGCGAUUGCCGAACUAGACAGCGAAUUGAGGGAAUCCGAUUGUGCACGACUACGUCUCCUUGGAAAGGACAGAUUCUGGAACCGUUAUUGGUUCUUUGAAAGGAAUGGCAUGCCUUACGCUGGGAUUCCAACAAGCUCGACUGCAGAUUCUGGAUUUGCCAUGGGAAGGUUGUGGAUUCAAGGCGCUCCGUUGGAAGAGCAAAAGGAAUUUUUAGAUCUAGACAGAGUCAUCAACAAUGACACCAAUGAUGGAACUAGGGUUGCGAUGUCUAUCAAAGAGCGUAGGAAAAAAGAGGAGGGAAAUGCGGCCCUUCGUGGCCCAGAGAAAUGGGCGUAUAUUGACGACCCAGAGGAUUUCAACAGCUUUUUGGAAUGGUUGGAUACUAAGGGUGAGCGCGAGUUGAAGUUGAAGAAGGAGCUCGAGAUUUACAAAGAACAUAUUGUGAACGCUAUGGAGGCCCGACAAAGAUACCUCAAUCCAUCGGACCCGAGUCAUGUAACAGAAGUGGUUGUUCGGAUGUCUACACGAACGAAGUCGGUUGCUCAAGUUCCCGUCCAACGAUGCCUGAAAUGGAAGAACAAUCUUGCCGCAGAACACCUUGGACACUACCAUUCGGAGCAGCCAGUGCGAACGAAGGGUCGGAAAGGUCAACAAGAGUCCCGGUCAUCGCGGAACUCUCGUACCCGCUAA
Orbilia oligospora ATCC 24927 is the source of this 2778-nucleotide messenger RNA. RefSeq lists its product as uncharacterized. Bases 1 to 2778 code for a protein of 925 amino acids. The transcript is spliced from 8 exons. Lineage: Eukaryota; Fungi; Ascomycota; Orbiliomycetes; Orbiliales; Orbiliaceae. The record is from RefSeq and is a predicted model, not a curated record.